CCCGGCCCCAGCCCCGGUCCCGGCCCCCAGCCCCGGCAGCGUCUCUCAGGCCGCGCCGGUGGAUGCGGCCGGGCCCCAGGUGGAUCCGAACCGCUCCGGGAUGUCGGACCCGAGCUGCUGGGGAGCCCGGUCCGGUUACAGGAGCCCGCGGGCCGCCGGCGCCCUGCUCCAGCGCUCCAAGAGUUGCCGAAGCAGCAAUAGGAAGAGCUUAGUGGUGGGCACUCCCUCUCCCACCCUCUCGCGGCCUCUCUCCCCACUUUCUGUGCCAACAGCAGGGAGCAGCCCCUUGGACAGUCCACGCAACUUCUCUGCCAGCACCUCCAUCAACUUCCCCUUUGCUCGCAGCCAUGCUCCUCGGACUGACAGGGCUGAUGGCAGAAGGUGGUCACUGGCUUCGUUACCCUCCUCUGGCUAUGGGACCAACACCCCCAGCUCCACGGUAUCGUCAUCUUCGUCCUCCCAGGAGCGCCUGCACCAGCUGCCGUACCAGCCCACCCCCGACGAGCUGCACUUCCUUUCUAAGCACUUCCGCAGCACGGAGAGCGUCACGGACGAGGAGGGCAGGCACUCGCCCUGCCUGCGCCCACGGUCACGCAGCCUCAGCCCUGGACGGACGAGUGGAACGUUUGAUAAUGAGGUGGUGAUGAUGAACCAUGUCUACAAAGAGAGGUUCCCCAAGGCUACAGCCCAGAUGGAAGAGCGUCUGCAGGACACCAUCAGGAACUUCUCUCCCAGCAGCACCCUGCCCCUGGCCGAUGGGGUGCUGGGCUUCAUCCACCACCAGAUCAUCGAGCUGGCCCGUGACUGCCUGGCCAAGUCCCAGGGAGCUCUCAUCACCUCCCGCUACUUCAUGGAGCUGCAGGAGAAACUCGAGAAGAUGCUUCGGGAUGCUCAGGAGCGCUCGGAGAGCGAGGAGGUGAAGUUCAUCGACCAGUUGGUGAGGAAGCUGCUGAUCAUCAUCUCCCGCCCUGCUCGCCUGCUGGAGUGCCUGGAGUUUGACCCGGAGGAGUUUUACCAUCUCCUGGAAGCAGCAGAAGGCCAUGCCAAGGUGGGCCAGGGGAUAAAGACUGACAUCCCCCGGUACAUCAUCAGCCAGCUGGGGCUCGUCAAGGACCCACUGGAGGAAAUGGUGCAGCUGGAUCACUUUGACAGCGGGAACACCAUCACACCAGAGAACGAUGAUGCCUCUGAGAGCCAGCCUUUGGCCACUGCUCCUCGGAGGAAGCCCUGUGAAGGAGACUUUGAGACCAUCAAGCUGAUCAGCAAUGGAGCUUAUGGGGCUGUGUACCUGGUGAGGCACCGGGAGACGCGGCAGCGCUUCGCCUUGAAGAAAAUCAACAAGCAGAACCUCAUCCUGAGGAACCAGAUCCAGCAGGUGUUCGUGGAGAGAGACAUCCUCACCUUUGCAGAGAACCCCUUCGUGGUCAGCAUGUUCUGCUCCUUCGAGACGAAGCGACACCUCUGCAUGGUGAUGGAGUAUGUGGAAGGGGGGGACUGUGCCACGUUGCUGAAGAACAUGGGGCCACUGCCAGUUGACAUGGCCAAGAUGUACUUCGCUGAGACUGUCCUGGCUCUUGAGUACCUCCAUAACUACGGCAUCGUCCACCGGGACCUCAAACCUGACAACUUGCUCAUCACCUCCAUGGGACACAUCAAGCUGACAGACUUUGGUCUGUCAAAGAUUGGCUUGAUGAACAUGACCACAAACCUCUACGAAGGGCACAUGGAGAAGGACACUCGGGAGUUCAUGGACAAGCAGGUGUGUGGCACUCCAGAGUACAUUGCCCCAGAAGUCAUCCUCAUCCAGGGCUACGGGAAGCCUGUGGACUGGUGGGCCAUGGGCAUCAUCCUCUACGAGUUCCUGGUGGGCUGCGUCCCCUUCUUUGGAGACACCCCCGAGGAGCUCUUUGGGCAGGUGAUCAGCGAUGAAAUCAUGUGGCCAGAAGGGGACGAGGCUCUUCCCGCAGACGCCCAGGACCUGAUCAUGCGGCUGCUGAGACAGUGUCCCCUGGAGCGCCUGGGCACCGGAGGUGCCCACGAGGUGAAGCAUCAUUCCUUCUUCCUGCACCUGGACUGGAACGGGCUGCUGCGGCAGAAGGCUGAGUUCAUCCCCCAGCUGGAGUCAGAGGAUGACACCAGCUACUUCGACACUCGCUCCGAGAGGUAUCGCCACUUGGACUCGGAGGAUGAGGAGACCAACGACGAGGAGUCCUCGGUGGAGAUUGGGCAGUUCUCCUCCUGCUCCCACCGCUUCAGCAAGGUGUACAGCAGCUCCGAGUUCCUGGCAGUCAACUCCAACCUCAGCCUCUCCUCCUCGGACCGGAGCCACUGCGAUGACAAAGAGGAGCGGUGGGACAGGCACUCAGGAGACGAGGACAGGAGCCGGCCGGCGGGUCCAGAGCCGCGGCUCCGCUCAUGGACGUCCUGCAGCUCCACACCAUACACCUCCCGUCACGAGCGAAGCCGCAGCCCUGCCGCACUGCCCAGCACCUACAGCCUGGACACCAUGCCCAAGUUUGCCUUCUCCUCAGAGGAUGAGAGCCCUUGCGUGGCAUCCUCCAAGCCAGAGAAACCCAAGUUUGUGCUGGGAGACCCUGAUGUGGGGACUGGCAGCACAGUGAAGCCAUCAGGAUUAUCCGCCGAUCUCGCCAGCCUGAACCGCAUCCGUCUGCGGAGCAACAGCACCGGGACCAAAAACUCCACUCCCCAGGGCCUGGAGCCAAGCGGGAGCCGUCGGCUGAGCUGCCAGAAGGAGAUGCCCGACAGGCAGAGAGCUGUGCUGGGCAGCCGUGUCCCCAAAUCUGCCUCCAUCUCAGCCCUGUCCCUCAUCAUCACCUCAGAUGACUUUGGUGGUGGUGCCUUGAUGAGCCCCAUCUCCCCUCACUCUCUCUCAUCCAACCCCUCCUCCCGUGACUCAUCCCCCAGCCGAGACUCAUCCCUCGCCAUCGCCAGCCUUCGCCCCCCCAUCAUCAUCCACAGCUCAGGCAAGAAGUACGGCUUCACGCUGCGAGCCAUCCGCGUCUACAUGGGCGACAGCGAUGUCUACACCGUGCACCACAUGGUCUGGAGUGUGGAAGAGGGAAGCCCAGCACAGGAGGCAGGGCUGAGAGCAGGAGAUCUCAUCACACAUGUGAAUGGUGAAUCCGUGCUGGGCUUGGUGCACCGAGAUGUUGUGGAGCUGCUGCUCAAGAGUGGGAAUAAAGUGGCCCUGAGGACCACUGCCCUGGAGAACACCUCCAUCAAAAUUGGCCCCGCUCGGAAAAACAGCUCCAAGACGAGGAUGGCACGGAGGAGUAAGAAGAGCAGGAAAAGGGACGGCCAAGACAGGAGAAAAUCCCUUUUCAAGAAGAUCUCCAAGCAGUCAUCGGUGCUGCACACCAGCCGCAGCUUCUCCUCGGGUCUCCACCACUCGCUGUCCUCCAGCGAGAGCCUCCCGGAGUCGCCCACACACAGCCUGUCCCCGGGUCCCACCACACCCUGCCGUAGCCCUGCUCCUGACCUGCCCCCAGAUGCUGUGUCCCCACAGAGCACCUCGCCCUCCUCCAGCACCCCAACGUCGCCCGCUGGCCACGUGCGCCCCAGCUCCCUGCAUGGCCUGGCACCCAAGCUGGGUGGGCAGCGCUACAAAGUGGGACGUCGCAAAUCCACCAGCAGCAUCCCCCCAUCCCCCCUUGCCUGCACCCCUUCCUCUGCCCAGCGCCCGCCUUCUCCUCAGCGCUCCCCAUCCCCACUCCCUGGGUACCCCAAAGCCCCCCACACCUUCCAGGGCAAGACCCUGUCGCCCCCCACCAUCGUGCGGCAGAGCUCACGGCCCCGCAGCGCCGACUGCCCUCGCUCUCCGCUCCUCAAGCGCGUCCAGUCGGCCGAGAAGAUUGUCACCAUCCUGGCGGAGAAGAAAACCGGCGCCGGCGGCCGCAAGCUGGGGGUGGAGAUGCCUGGGGUGGACGGGGAGGCCAUCGGGGAGGGCGAGGCACCGGCGUACCCCGGGGAGCACGGUUAUCACCCCGGUAGCGCCCGGCUUGGGGAGAGGCACGACCGGGACCAGGAGGUGGUGGUCAUGCGGCGCUUGAACCUGUCGGAGCGCAGGGACUCCUUCAAGAAGCAAGAAGCGGUUCAGGAAGUGAGUUUCGACGAGCCGGAGCCGGCACCGGCAGGCGAGGAUGGCGGCAAGAGCGAGGCCGAGCAGAGCGCAGCUCUCCGGGGAGGCUCCGCGGACCCCCGGCCAAAGCCCAGCCAAGUCCCGCAAAUCGCUGUGCAGGGCUCCGAGAGCGACGAGCAGGAGCCAGCGGUGGCCGAGUGGGAAUGCCAGGGCUCCUACCCCAUCGGCGACGCCGAGCAGGCAAGCGGCAGCAUCCCUGGGGGGAAGCAUCGGGACCGCGACUCCCGGCAGCACCGGAACUGUGGGGAGAGAGCAAGCAGCCACCAGCAGCCAGCGCGGGUGCCACUUGCACGGGGCCAGGAGCCGGUGGGUGCCCAGCUCCCAGCGCCCCGGGGCAGCACAUGGAGUGGAGCUGGGCACGCCUGAAUCCCACCCCAGCGCUUGAGGCUGGGUGCAAGCUGCCCGCAGCCUCCCAGCACCUCCCCGAACCCCCACCCCACGUGGCAUACCCAUGAGAGGAAGGUCCCUGGAGCCGUUCUGGACGUUGGGCUGGCUGCGCCCCGGCACUGCGCCUCCCCUCCGCAGGGUUUUUGUACUCCCCAGAAGAUUCUCCUAUUUUUCUAGAGACGCGGGAGCUGUUCCGGCCGCGGCGGCUCCGCGGCAGGGCCCCAACCUUCGUGUACAGAAAGGACUCGAUGCAAAUAUUCCUGAAUUAAUUUAUUACUUUUUAUAAGCUAAGCAGGCAGUGCAGGAGCAUCUCAGGCUCCCACCUGGCCUGGGAGAGGGCAAUCCCAGGCUUCUUCCUGCGUCUCCCAGUUGCUGACAUCCCAUUUUCUAAGACCCACUCACUUUCCCCUUCUCCUUAACUUCAGUUUCAACUAAAACCACCCCAAAGCUCCCAAGAAACCUCUGUUGUGGGGGAGGAAGAAUUCUAUUUAACAUGAAAAAAACAACCCUUAAACCAACCCACCGAGCCCCCCCAAAAUGCUGGUAGCCCAAGCUGGGAUGCACUGGGGUGAUGUUAGCUGUGGAUGUUCAUCAUCUGAUGCUGGUCAUAGAUCAUUUUAGGAGCCCAGGAUUGGUGCAGAGGGUCUCAUUCUUCUACGGAGAGCCUCCUGGCUCCAUCAGCCCUUCCAGGUAGGAAAAGCAAAGUAUGUGUCCCCCAGCAGGAUUUUUAGGGGCACUUUUGUCUCUUGCCAUUUUCUGUCCCCACACCCCACGGUGUUUGGUGCAUACUGACACCCACAACAUGCCAAUGUUCAGCUUUAAAAACCUGACCCCAAGCCAGCAGCCUUGGUUGGAAUUUGGACAUCUUCCCCCACCUCUUCCUCCCCUUUUGUUGUUUCUUAUCCAACAAACUGCAGCUCAGCCUGGCUUUCCCCACCUGAUUUCUACUGUUUUCUAUGACCUAAACGUUUCCAUUUGCUGAUGCAUGUAACCAGCCUCCCUCCAGCACCCUGCCAGUGCUGGGAGGACUGACCCCAGUUUGCCAACCGAGGUGCAGCACCAUGCCACCACCAACGGGUGUAUUUUCUACCCCUGAAAGCAGCCAGUUGGGUUUUUUUGGCCGUGUUGGGUUAUUCUGUGCGUGUGUGGUUUGUGCCAGGCUCUGUGCCCCGCUUCUGCCGUUAGCCCAGCGCUGUUUCACCCCAAACCCCAGCAGCCAGAGCUGCUCCACGUUUCCUUUGUUUCCUCUUCUGUUGUCUGUGUUACGGUCUCAGGAAGGCAGCGGGGUUUGGGGACACACACCGGGCACCCCCUGCCCACCAGAGCCGUGUGAGAGGAGUUUGUCUGUGUACUGGCAGUAUGGAUGUGGUGGGGAAAAGGGGUUUGGAAUGGAAAAUGUCUUCAAAGCUAAGGGAAAAAGGUUUUUGGAAUGGAAAAUGUCUUCAAAGCUAAGGGGCCUGUGUCUUCCUGCCCAGCACCCGGCUCCAUUCCCACCUUUGGGAAGUUUUAUGUUGUAUUAAAAUUGUUUGUUGCCAUGA
Molecule: messenger RNA, 6084 nt
Organism: Pogoniulus pusillus (Red-fronted tinkerbird)
Lineage: Eukaryota; Metazoa; Chordata; Aves; Piciformes; Lybiidae
Gene: MAST3
Product: microtubule associated serine/threonine kinase 3
Exons: 27
Coding region: 101-4525 (1474 amino acids)
Biological process (GO): intracellular signal transduction; cytoskeleton organization; peptidyl-serine phosphorylation
Molecular function (GO): magnesium ion binding; protein binding; protein serine/threonine kinase activity
Source: RefSeq, a predicted model, not a curated record